Messenger RNA from Rubroshorea leprosula, 1801 nucleotides. Lineage: Eukaryota; Viridiplantae; Streptophyta; Magnoliopsida; Malvales; Dipterocarpaceae. The record is from the annotation of a GenBank genome assembly.
CUUUCCUUUUCCCUUACCUCUGCAAACUCAGAUCUGGGUUCUCUCUCAAACCCAGAUCUAGGUUUCCUCCCCCUAUCACCCCCUGCCACCACCUUUGAAAUGCCAACCUGGCUCUUCGCCGCCACCUGAUCCGCCUUCACAUCCAGGUCCUUCCUAUUUCCUCCCCCCUUCACCCCCUACUUCUUCAUCUUCAGGAUUUGUCGACGUUUCCUCUUCUUCCACGCCUUCUUGCACAGCCCUGUGGGUACCUUGUAGAACCCCAGCACCAGUAGCUCCAUCACCGAGCACGAACAAUAGUAGCAAACCACCGCGCACUCUGCCAUCCCCGCACCCACCACCUAAGCGGAUGUGUCCGCCCGUUCACCAGCGCCGAUCUCAUCAAAGUCUGACGAAUCAUGUUUGGUGAGAUGGGUAUCAAAGAAACCCAGAUUUCUUGGAUUCUUUAAUACAACAACAACAACAAGAAGCAACUAAAGAAACUAAAAAAAUUCAGAGAUAAAUGGGUGAAGGGUAGAGAAGAAAAGAUCAGGUAUUUUUUUUCUGUUGAAAAGAAAACGAUUGGAACAAAUAUUGUUAUUGCUAUCCUUGUUUCAUUUCUUUUCUAUCUAUCUAAACAGAGAAGGAUGAAAUGAUGAUAGAGAAAAGAAAGAGGAAAAGAAAGUGGGGUUAUAUUGUUAAAGGGGGUGUUUGGAUUGAUGGUAAAGAAACAGGAAAGCAUUAAAGGGGGAAGUCUAAGAUAAAACCCAGAUUUGGGUUUGAGAGAGAAAGAAGAUGAAAGGCAGAAACCUCCUUUUCCCCCUUCUUCAAAAAUUUCCUUUGAAUUUUCUACCCCCAUACAGCUCUUCAUCUUUAGAUUUAAAAGCAAUAAAGUUCCUUUGAUCUUUGUGCUAUGAAUUCCUUUUGAUUUUGACACCGUGAGAGUGCAGAAGGUGAGAGCCAUGAGCACGUAUGACCAAAUCCUGAGCAUAGCUAAAUUUUUUCGGUCAAUUGAACUAAUUCCUACCCUGGUGUUGAUCUCCGCUCGCGUUCCUUUCGUCAUCAGGAUCUACGGUGAGUUUUUUGCCAAACUUGGCAGUGUCAUCACUAGUCAUCUGUUCGUCUUCCUCUUCUGCAACGCCAUCAUCGCUACUCUCCUCGCCAAGUCCGACAGAUUGUCCACCAAGAAUCUUGAAGCCUACAAUGCCGAGGAUGAACUCUACGAGGAAGUCAUCAAAAACACUGAAAAUCGACAACCGAUAUCUUCGGAAGAUGCUACGGAACUCUCGAUAGAAGAGACUGUUUAUCAGGACAAGGAGAUCAUCUCUCAAGUGAAUGCGAUUGAUUUGGAAACGCAGCGCAAUUUGGCAUCAGAUCUUGAUUCUGAUUCGGAUUUGGACAUGGAUAAACUGAAAUCUUACCAGAGGAGCAAGUCGGAGAAGUUUGUUAGAGCAAUUGCGGAGAAAGGAAAAAGAGAACUGCGACAAUUGGAAUCGGAAAAGAGCAGGAAAGUCAAAUGACGCAAUGAGAAACCAUUAAAGUGGUGUUUCAGUGGCGAUGAAAUUGCUCCCUUUUUCUAAAACCCAAAUCUGGGUUUGAGAAAGGAAGAAGAAGGAAGAAGAGAGAUAGAGAGAGAGAGAAAGAAUAAGAAGAAGAAAGAAGAAGGAUGAGCAAGGAAAGGAAGGAGGAAAGGAGGAAGAAGAUGAAGUUUGAGAGAACCCAGAUCUGGGUUUGCAGAGGUAAGGGAAAAGGAAAGGUAAAGGAGAGAGAAAGUGAAAGAGGUAGAAGAGAUAACGGGAAUGGAAAAAAAACAUAUUAUUAUUUU